Glycine soja is the source of this 1094-nucleotide messenger RNA. RefSeq names its product ras-related protein RABH1b-like. NCBI's taxonomy places the organism in Eukaryota, Viridiplantae, Streptophyta, Magnoliopsida, Fabales, Fabaceae. Gene Ontology annotation, molecular function: GTP binding; GTPase activity. The transcript is spliced from 6 exons. The record is from RefSeq and is a predicted model, not a curated record. The coding region runs from base 223 to 843 and encodes 206 amino acids.
GCACUAAAAAUAAAUCUAAAAUUUCACUUGCACCCACCCACACACCCUCGCAUCCAUCGUAAUCAAAACUUAAUUCACAUUUUUGUUUGGGUUUUUUCAUCACAGUGCUUUUCUUUCCUUCCUUCUGAGAUUGCUGAAGAGAGAAAAGCAAAAUCGAAAGAACUGAAUUGGAUUUCAUUGGCGGAGUGAAAGUGAAGUGUUGCGCAAAUCUGAUUGGCAAGAAUGGCGCCAGUGUCGGCUCUCGCAAAGUACAAGCUGGUGUUCUUGGGCGAUCAAUCCGUUGGGAAAACCAGCAUCAUCACUCGCUUCAUGUACGACAAAUUCGACAACACUUAUCAGGCUACAAUCGGUAUCGAUUUUCUGUCAAAAACUAUGUAUCUUGAAGAUCGAACUGUUCGACUGCAAUUGUGGGAUACAGCUGGCCAGGAAAGAUUUAGAAGUCUUAUUCCAAGCUACAUUAGGGACUCAUCUGUUGCUGUCAUUGUUUAUGAUGUUGCAAGCCGUCAGACUUUCCUAAACACAUCAAAGUGGAUUGAAGAGGUGCGCAGUGAAAGAGGCAGCGAUGUUAUUGUUGUUCUUGUUGGGAACAAAACUGAUCUUGUGGAUAAAAGGCAAGUCUCUACAGAGGAAGGGGAAGCAAAGUCCCGAGAGCUAAACGUUAUGUUUAUUGAAGCUAGUGCAAAAGCUGGCUUUAAUAUAAAGGCCCUCUUUCGAAAAAUUGCUGCUGCAUUACCCGGAAUGGAAACAUUAUCUACAACAAAACAGGAAGAUAUGGUUGACGUGAACCUGAGGUCUUCUGGUAGCCAUGAUUCCCAACCUCAGUCGGGUGGAUGUUCUUGCUGAAUGAAUGUGCCUUGUCCUAAAGUUUUGUAUCUUUUUGCUUCAUGCUAUUUAUUUUGGAAUGUGUUUGUCUCAGAUCUGUAAAGAUUCAUUAGUCCUUUAGACUUAAACAACUUUAUGUGAGAGAAACUAUUGAAAACAAGUGGAGAGGUAGCAAUGGAAGAACAAAUGUAAUACAGCUCAUUGGUUAGUUGGCUAUUCAUUAUUAUUUACUUUGAUAAAGAUAAAAGUCUACAUUUACCUUCUUCGUCCUA